Molecule: messenger RNA, 2476 nt
Organism: Amborella trichopoda
Lineage: Eukaryota; Viridiplantae; Streptophyta; Magnoliopsida; Amborellales; Amborellaceae
Gene: VAR1
Product: FtsH extracellular protease family
Biological process (GO): proteolysis
Cellular component (GO): chloroplast thylakoid membrane
Molecular function (GO): ATP binding; metalloendopeptidase activity; ATP hydrolysis activity
Source: RefSeq, a predicted model, not a curated record
GAAGAUUGAAUGAUUGGAUGAGAAACGGUACACGUUUGGACUGGCAGCAGCACCAGAUAUAUAUAUUCCAAUUGCCUGCGCUUCUCAGAGAGUGAAAGGAAGGAAGGAAGAAAGAAUUGUGUUAAAUUAGAGAGAGAGAGAAAGGGAGUGAAGAAGCAGCGCAGAGAUGGCGAGCUCCAACUCUUUCAUCUCUCCACCACCACCAACAACAACAACAACAUCAAGUCCUUUCAUCCACAGAAGCCACCUGCUCCUCCUCCUCCCAAAACGCCAACCCUCUCUCCGAAGAAACCAUCGCCUCCUCUUCGCCGCCUCUCUCCCCAGAAAUUCUCCUCCUCAAGCACCCCACCCUCUCCCCUCUCUCGCUCUAUCCACCCUUCUUCUCACCUCCAACCCCUCUCUCUCUCUAGCAGCCAUUGACUCUCCCCCUUCACCUCCCCAGUCUGAGCCCUCCAUGGCCGUCCAGGCCCAGACCCAGCCGGCCGCCUCCCCCUUCGCCAACUCCCUGCUCUCUGCCCCCAAACCCCAAUCUUCCUCCCCUGACAUCCCGGAUGGCUCGCAGUGGCGUUACAGCGAGUUUCUCAACGCUGUCAAGAAGGGCAAAGUCGAGCGAGUUCGCUUCAGCAAAGACGGUGGCGUCCUCCAAUUGACAGCCGUUGGUGGCCGCCGAGCGACGGUGAUCGUCCCUAAUGACCCCGAUUUGAUCGACAUCCUUGCAAUGAACGGUGUAGACAUCUCGGUUGCGGAGGGGGAUUCGGGAAAUGGGCUUUUCAACUUCAUUGGUAACCUCUUCUUCCCUCUCCUGGCCUUCGGUGGGCUAUUCUUCCUCUUUCGUCGGGCCCAAGGCGGACCUGGUGGGCCUGGCGGGCUUGGCGGUCCCAUGGACUUUGGAAGGUCCAAGUCCAAGUUUCAGGAGGUUCCAGAAACUGGAGUCACAUUCGCCGAUGUAGCUGGUGCCGACCAGGCGAAACUGGAGCUCCAAGAGGUCGUUGAUUUCUUGAAAAAUCCAGAUAAAUACACUGCUCUCGGUGCCAAAAUUCCAAAGGGGUGUCUUUUGGUGGGUCCACCAGGCACUGGGAAAACCUUGUUGGCAAGGGCUGUGGCCGGGGAGGCAGGGGUGCCAUUCUUUUCUUGUGCUGCUUCCGAAUUUGUCGAACUUUUCGUGGGUGUUGGGGCGUCUAGAGUGAGAGAUUUGUUCGAGAAGGCCAAAUCAAAGGCACCCUGCAUAGUGUUUAUUGAUGAGAUUGACGCGGUGGGGAGACAGAGAGGGGCUGGAUUGGGGGGAGGGAAUGACGAGAGGGAGCAGACCAUCAAUCAGCUGUUGACUGAGAUGGAUGGGUUCUCCGGAAAUAGCGGGGUAAUUGUGCUGGCAGCCACCAACAGGCCCGACGUGUUGGACGCUGCAUUGCUCAGACCGGGGAGGUUUGAUAGGCAGGUCACUGUGGAUAGGCCUGAUGUCGCCGGAAGGGUGAAGAUCCUUCAGGUUCAUUCAAGAGGCAAGGCAUUGGCAAAGGAUGUAGACUUUGAAAAGAUUGCAAGAAGAACCCCUGGUUUUACUGGAGCAGAUCUGCAGAACCUAAUGAAUGAAGCUGCUAUCCUCGCGGCACGGCGAGACCUCAAGGAGAUAAGCAAAGAUGAGAUUUCUGAUGCCCUUGAAAGGAUCAUUGCAGGGCCUGAGAAGAAAAAUGCUGUGGUCUCAGAUGAGAAGAAGAAACUUGUUGCUUAUCAUGAGGCAGGACAUGCUUUGGUAGGAGCACUCAUGCCCGAGUAUGACCCUGUGGCCAAGAUCUCUAUCAUUCCCCGUGGCCAAGCAGGUGGUCUCACAUUCUUUGCCCCAAGUGAGGAGAGACUUGAAUCUGGACUUUAUAGCAGAAGCUACCUCGAGAACCAGAUGGCUGUUGCAUUGGGUGGAAGGGUGGCAGAAGAGGUAAUCUUCGGAAAGGAGAAUGUGACAACAGGUGCCUCAAAUGACUUCAUGCAGGUCUCUCGGGUAGCAAGGCAGAUGGUUGAGAGGUUUGGGUUUAGUAAGAAGAUUGGGCAGGUUGCAAUUGGAGGACCUGGUGGGAACCCAUUUUUGGGUCAGCAGAUGUCUUCACAAAAGGACUAUUCAAUGGCGACAGCAGAUGUGGUGGAUUCAGAGGUGAGGGAGCUUGUAGAUGAGGCAUAUUCAAGAGCAAAGCAUAUCAUAACCACCCAAAUCGACAUUCUCCACAAGCUUGCGCAGCUCCUCAUUGAAAAGGAGACAGUCGAUGGAGAAGAAUUCAUGAGCCUGUUCAUUGAUGGAAAGGCUGAGUUAUUUGUAGCAUAGACCAGCACACUAAAUAUUUCUGUAUCAUAUGCGUAUGCAUAUGCAUGUAUAUGUACACUGCAUGUUUCACAAGAGAAAUGAUUUAAUGGAAAGGCAUGUGUGUAAAAAGUUUAUAUAGAGCUGAGGCUCUAAACAAUCAAAUUAAAGCGCACGUCAAAAAUUUCUCUA